AUGGAGUCGCUCAUACCGUCCAAUCGCAGGCCGGAGCAUAAACGCCUCCUAAAUCAACUCCACCCCGCUGCCGUCAGGACCGCCCUGCAGGACGUGCUCAAAGAAAAACAGCAGCACAUCGAGCAGCUGCUCAAGGAGCGUGAUCUGGAGCGCGCGGAAAUCACAAAGGCGGCAAGUUUGGCCGACGAGGCCGAGCAGCGAUACGUAUCGAUACAGAAAGAAUUUGAAAAUUAUCGACUUGACUGCGAUCGUAAACUAAAAGAAUACGUAUUCAAAUUGACUGAGUUCGAGAAUGAGAAGAAGGAAUUGUUGGGUCAGCUGGAUGAAGAGCGUGGCAAGAAUGAGGAUUGGCAAUUUAAGUUUGAAGAAGCUGCUAUUAUUAAAUCCGAUGCAGAGCACCGUAUCAAUGCACAAAACAGUACAAAUGAAGAACAUGUGGCCAAAAUCGCCGAGUUGAAUUUACAACUAUCACUACUUCGGUCUGAGCUUGAAGUUGAUGCUGGAAAAUUAUCCCAGGCGAAUGAAACUAUCAACACCUUGAAAGAAGCAAAUGAAGCUGCCAAAGUUGAGUUGGAGCAUGCGAUUGAGAAGCGCUCUAGUUUGGAAAGUGAAGAAACAAAAUCUAUAGAAUUGGUUCAAACUUUGCAAUCCCAAGUUGAAGAAGCGAAUACAACGUUGAAGCAACACCAAGAAUUGUCUGCUAAGCAGAUGGAUGAUUUGAAUAAACAGUUGGUUCGGUUAAAUUCCGAACAUGAAGUGGAGACAUUUAAACAAAAUCAAGAGAUUGAGGAACUGCGUGCCAAAUAUACCAACGAUAUUAACGCCAAAAAUGAUGAAUUGAAAUUAUUAGCUAUUAACUUUGAAGAAGUGAAAAUUCACUUGAAAAUGUUCAGAAAGAGCAUGAAAAAUACAAAUAUGAAGCUGGAGUUGUUGAGCACGAUGAAGAAAGAAUUAGAUAAAAUCAAAAUGGAGAUGAGUGCUAAGGUUUUAGAAUUGGAGAAUCAGCAUGAGACUAGUAAAACGCAAACGGAUGAUAUGAAGAAACUAGAAGAAGCUUUGGCACAAACACAAGCUGCUUUAGAGAGUCAGAUUCGUGAAACAGAAAAUGUUAAUAUGGAAGAAGAAAAAUCCAUGAUUGAAGUGGAAAAGUUAAAGGAGAUGCUUGAACAAUCAAAUGGAACUAUAAAUCAAUUGAAAACAGAGGUGGAACAGAAAGUAGAAGAUUCCAGGAAAGAGUUAGAGACAUCAAAUAUGAAAAUAAACGAAAUGACGGAGCAAAUGAACGCGUUGAAGAGUGAAUUAACAUCAAAGAUUGAUCUAUUUAAAGAAUUGCAAUCAAAAUAUGAAAAUUCCGAAGAAGAAUUAGCUAAAACUUGCCAGAAAUUAGAGAAAGAAAAGACUGAGUUUGCGCAGGUUCAAGAGAGAUUGAAUCUUGAGUUGAAAAAUCUGGAACAGUUGAAGAAUAAAGACUCGCAGUUGGAGUUGCAGCUUGGAGAUUCACAAAGAUGUGUUGCACAACUCGAGGAGAAAAUGGCGGAGGCGCUUGUCAAUAAAAACAAGAUGGAAGCAGAGAUUCAACAAUUAUUGGGUGCUAGUGGCGAGGAAAGUUCUAAACUAGAGAUCUUAAACAAAGAAUUGCAGGCGAAACAAACAGAAUUAGAAAGCAAUAAGAAUCAAUUUGAAGCAAAAAUAAAGGAGUUAGAGCAUUCACUACAGGAAGUGAAGAUUAACUUCACAAAUAUGGAAGAAAAAUCGAAAAUUGAGAAGGGGGAUCUUGAGCAAAUGAAUGCAGCUUUAAAGCAAACAAUUGAAGAAUUGAAUAAUGCCUCUGGUAAAUCUCAAGACAGUUUGAAUAAAACUUUAAGUGAGGUUAGGGAUGAGUUAAAAGCUGUUAAGCUAGAUGUCGCUGAUAAAGACGCAGCGCUUGAGAAACUCAAACAAGAAUUAGGAAAUGAAGUUCAAAUCAAAUCUAAUUUAGAAUCUAAAUUUGAAGAAAGCACCAAACACACUCAAGAAUUGCAAGUUAAACUUGAAGAAGCUCUUAAAGAAAUUGCCGCUUUAAACGAAAGUGUGCAAAGUGCAAAUGAACAGCUUCAAUUGGCACAUAAAGAUGUACAACAACGCGCUACAGAUAACGAUGAUUUAGUUACCAAGAUGAAGGCCUCCUUCCAAGAACAAAUUGAUGUAUUAAAUGCAUCUGUUACCGAAAAAGAUGUAACUAUUCAAGAACUACUUGCAAAUAUUGAAGAAAUUGAAAAGCAGAACAGUCAAAAGGACGCGAAUGCAACCGAAAAAGAUUUAGAGAUUGAAACAAUGCUCAAGAAUCAUCUUGAAGUUAAGAAACACUCGGAAGAGUUACGUUUGGACGUUGAAAAUACCAAACAACAAUUAGAAAACGCCCAGGCAGAGAUUCUCAAGUUGAAUGAAAGAAUGCACGAAAUGACCGCCAAGAUAACUGAGAAGGAUCACGAACUACAGGAAGCGCACAAAGGAGAAACUGUUAUUCUUGAAAAGAACAACAAAAUCACCGCACUUGACACAAAACUGAUUGAAGUUAACAAAACGCUUGAAUCUAUAAGCGCACAGUUAGAAACGUCCAAAACCAAUGAAUUACAGCUACAAAAUCAAUUAGAGAUUAAGAUUCAGGAGUGUCAAAAACUACAGAAUGAUGUGGAAAUUAGUGCAACCAAAGAGGAUGAGAUUAAUAAAUUGAAAAAUGAGAUGCAAAUUAUGCAAAAGUCGAUGAGUGAAACCGAAGUAUUAAAUAAUGAAUUGCGAGAAAAGUUAGGCAAGAUGGUUGACGCUGAAACCAUUAAUAUAGGCGAGAUGAAACAGUUAACAGACAGGUUUAAUCUCUGUUUGAAGUUGUUUACAGUAUUAAAGGUUACUGAUGAACACAAACAGCAAUUAUUGGCGAGUCAGGAUAUAAAAGGCUCGGAAAUAUUAGUGGAUUUGGUUACAAAAUUGCCAGUACAAGUUAUCAACGAUAAUAAAGAUAAACUCCAGCAGUUGGAGCAAAUGAUCAACACAAGUAAUGAAAGUCUACAAGCUGCCAACGAUAAAAUCAAACAUCAUCAAAAUGAGAUGUUAUUGAUGCAGCAGGAGGUGUUAAAGGCUAGAUUGGAAGCAGAGAGAAAGGUUACCACCGUAAAGAUUUCCGAUGAAACGAUCAACAACAAUAACACGGGCAAAUCGAAUUCGAAUGAUUACAAGCAGCUGCUGGAGGAGAAACUGGAGGCGGAGACACAGGUUGAGUUUCUGCAUUCAAUCAUCGCGGAUAUGCAGAAGAAAAACGAAGAGCAAAAGGCACGCAUUGAAAUUCUUGAGAGUGGAUAUAGUCCUGCAGCUGCAGAUGAAUUAAAAUUGAUUGGUUUAAUUGAUAAAACUGUCACACCGCGUAUGUAUUGCGAUAUUUGUGAAGAAUUCGAUCUGCACGAAACCGAAGAUUGUCCGACGCAAGCAGAUGAUGAUAUGCCUGCACCUCCUCCACCUGAUGGCAAGAAAAAGGAGAUACCACCACCGAGGCCUUAUUGCGAAAUCUGUGAAGCAUUUGGUCAUGCGACGGAUGACUGCACAGAGGACGAGACAUAUUAACAGCAAUGCAGAUUAGUUCAAUUUAUAACGAAUUAUACAUUAUUUGUUAUUGUUAUUCUUAUAUUAUUAACUUAUUGCCCGAACGCUCCGGUUUUGCGGAGUUGUGAAAUACAUUUUUAUUAAAUCGUAAA
Dalotia coriaria is the source of this 3725-nucleotide messenger RNA. Its product is annotated as CAP-Gly domain-containing linker protein 1-like. Lineage: Eukaryota; Metazoa; Arthropoda; Insecta; Coleoptera; Staphylinidae. Gene Ontology annotation, molecular function: microtubule plus-end binding. Gene Ontology annotation, cellular component: cell cortex; microtubule plus-end; nucleus. Gene Ontology annotation, biological process: cytoplasmic microtubule organization. The record is from RefSeq and is a predicted model, not a curated record.